This is a messenger RNA of Bolinopsis microptera, 3069 nucleotides long. RefSeq lists its product as uncharacterized. The transcript is spliced from 18 exons. The coding region runs from base 5 to 2677 and encodes 890 amino acids. The record is from RefSeq and is a predicted model, not a curated record. NCBI's taxonomy places the organism in Eukaryota, Metazoa, Ctenophora, Tentaculata, Lobata, Bolinopsidae. Gene Ontology annotation, molecular function: scavenger receptor activity.
UAGGAUGGUUAUAGUUGUACUACUUCUCUUCUCCUCGAUAAGACUGAGUCACCCUGCUCCUCCCGAUCCUGCUCUUAUAAAACAAGCUCUCAAAACAUUCGAGAGCAUGCGGUCAGUGUAUCUGGAUCUUGGAAUACUCCCAUCCGAGAUAAGCAGUAGAGUUGAUAACUUUGUUCGCAACUAUGUCCGCUAUGUUGAGAUAGAUAAAAUAAACGGUAAGACGUUCAACACGGGUCUGAACUCCAUAGCCCUGCUGAGUGACCUGGAGUUACAGGAGAUGUUCGGGGUAGUCCCUGACAGCAGCUCCUUCCACUCCUUCCAGAGGGAUGAUCAGGUGUCCAGUAAAGUAAACGAGUUGGAAGUUUUAAAGUCGAAGAUCGGAGAGGAUCGUUAUAACCAAGCUGCUGUCGUAUUCGCUCGAUUACGACCAUACUACAAAAAGCUCGGUGUAGAUCACAACAACCAGAAAACACGUCUAGCUCAGUUUAUUGAAGGCUACAAUCAACAAUUCUAUGGUCAUAUAAAAGGUUCUAGCUUGGACGAGAUAGCAGCCAAAGCGGCAUCAAAAAAGGACGUUAUAGGAUUACUUGGAGUCAAGGAGAUAGAGCCCAAAAUUUACUUAGACGAGGAAUUGUCUGAUAUCUCGCACGGUGAUAAGAAGGUUCCAGAACCCGAUAGUGCCGGACGUCACGAAAAAACCGUUUAUUUUGACGAUAUUGGAGAACUCCUGAAAUCUGAGCAUUACCAUAGCAAUACUGUUAAGCAGUGCGAGACAGCUAUCGCUAACAAAACUUGCGCGGUGAACAAAGACAAUCUGGGAAGAGAUGAAUUUACAGGCAAAAAUUACAAGUGUUUGAAUGUUCGCAUGAAGUUUCGCUGCUUGGAAAACGAGCUUGGAAUCCCGGGCGAGUUCAGAGAUUGGGAGAAAUGGGGCUAUGUCAGAUCUCUCCUACAUUACAGGUCUGCCACGACGAUGCCAGCUGGGUGGGCUCACACAGCAUCUCAGAUAAUGGACAUGUACCAGCAGAUAUACGCUAAAAUUGUCACCUACUACAGACGAGAUCUUACUGAUUUUACUCACCUGCUGAACUGUGUGUACGCAACUAACGGAUUGGGGAGAGGUUCUCCUCAAGCAGCAUUCCAGUACAUCAGUGAAAAACACGUUGUCCCCAAGUUCUCUUCAACAGAGGUCCCUGUGAACUGUCGAGACAGAAAGAAAAAAACCGAUGAUUGUUCGGAUUACAAAGAUUAUAUCAAAGAUAUGUUGAUUGAUAAAAGUGGUGGUAUCUUCUACAAGUACCUUUAUUUGUGGGAUAAAAGCCGGAAGGGAAUGAAAAAUGAGUUUUGUUAUAGUAACAGCAUGGUGUUUGAGCCUAGUAAAACUUCUAUUCCGGAUGUGUCGUUUUUGCCCGGAAAAGCCUACAUUCAGUUUGCCGACACAUCAAAAGUUGAGGUUUGGACUGAAUCAGAUGGAGGAAACGCCCUCACGUUUCGUGGAUCCGUUUACGGUGAGAACAUUGCAAAACCGCUUCUCUACAAGAAAGGACCCUUAGCAGUAAUGAUGUCUGCCUGCUACGAGAUAUUCGGAUAUACGGACGGGAUUUUCGACUACGAUUGUGCGAAAUCUUUACACCGAUAUUUACCACAAUGGGUUACGAUAGUAUCGUACGGUACCACUUGGUUUGGAACAGUCCUACCCAAGCUUUAUAGUGUCAGCAAUACUUUUGGUGUGGACUAUCCGACUGUGUUGAAGGUAUCUCGUAAAGAUAAACACACCAUUAUAUGGGACUCAUUUGUGCUACCAAGAGUGACGCCAAGUGUGACGCCAUAUAAAGAUUCUCUGAGUUGUACGAACGGAGGAAUAUAUUAUCUCACUGAUGAAAAUGAUGGCAAGUGCUACUGUCCUAUGAAUAAAAAAGGUCAAAGGUGUCCAGAUGAAUGUGAACUGACCUAUCUCACUGAUGGAAAUGAUGGCAAGUGCUACUGUCCUAAGAAUAAAUACGGUCCAAGGUGUCAAAGUGAAAAUUCAGAAUGUGAACUGACCUAUCUCACUGAUGGAAUUGAUGGCAAGUGCUACUGUCCUAAGAAUAAAUACGGUCUAAGGUGUGAACUGACCUGUGAACUGACCUGUGAAAACGGGGGACAGGUCUCCCGUGGGAGCUGUGAAUGUGACUGUAACGGUCAGUUCUACGGGAAACGCUGCCUUAAAAAGUGCACGUGCAAGAAUUCUGGGAAGUGUGACGCGCAUGGCAACUGCAUCUGUCACAGACAGAUAAGUUGGGGGACACAAUGUGAGAACCGGUGCGAGUGUCAGAACAACGGUUACUGCCACAACGACGGCUCCUGUGAGUGUAUGGCCGGAUUUAAGGGACCCAAGUGUUCUGGAACAUGCGCUAAAAAGUGCCAGUCCCCUAAAGUGUGUCUGUACUCCAACUCGCGCACAGAGUCCGGUGAUCAAAUCAAGGAGUUCUGUGGGUGCCCACACGGCUUCUACGGAGAAGGCUGUCUCAACAGAGUGGACUGCCAUCACAACGCAGAGGGGAGAGAAGGCAACUCAGAUCUCUGCAAAAAACUGAUGGGUAGAAAUAGGUGUAAUACUGAUGAAGCGAUGAAGCAGUGUCCCCAUGCCUGUGGGCAUUGUCUGACUCUUGAUGUAGCUACUGAGUUUGAUAUGUAGUGUUUAUAGCAGGACCGACUGACCGAGGGACAAUUUUUGACCGAGGGCGAGGACUUAUUCGACCCCUAAACCGAGGAAUGACUAUUUUGGCCGAGGACUUAGUCGACCCCUAAACCGAGGAAUGACUAUUUUGGCCGAGGACUUAGUCGACCCCUAAACUGAGGAAUGACUAUUUUGGCCGAGGACUCAGUCGACCCCUAAACCGAGGAAUGACUAUUUUGGCCAAGGACAAGUCAAAAUGGCCGAGGUCGCGGGGCUCGGUCGACCCCUGGUUCAGAGCCGAAUUUUACGACAAAAUUGGUUGUCUCUAUCUUUAUAUUUAGUGUUAUUUUUCAUCAGUACAUUCUGAUUCAUCUUUGAAAUUUGUAUAUUUUCCAAAAAUCAAUUGAAUA